AUGAUGGGGUGGUGUUGCUCAGGCAUAUGCAGAGCCCUGGCUCUCCUGGCACUCCUGCUUCCCUUGCGGGAGAGGGGCUGCUGGGGGCUAAAUCCCAGCUCUGGGGAUCUGGAGAAGUCCCCACACUCUGAUCCAGCCCCCUGGGAGGUCCUGCACAGGCACAAACGCAGCUGGGUAUGGAACCAGUUCUUCGUGUUAGAGGAGUACACGGGAAUUGAGCCCCUCUAUGUUGGCAAGCUACAUUCAGAUGUGGACAAAGGAGAUGGCAAGGUGAAGUAUGUAUUAUCGGGGGAAGGCGCCACCUCCAUUUUCACCAUUGAUGAGAACACGGGAGACAUCCACGCCACAAAGCGUCUCGAUCGGGAAGCACAGGCCUACUACACGCUUCAAGCUCAAGCCGUAGACCGACUCACCAAUUUACCCGUGGAGCCCAGGUCUGAGUUUGUGGUCAAGGUUCAAGACAUCAAUGAUAAUGAGCCCAAGUUUCUUGAUGGACCAUACUUGGCAGAUGUGCCAGAGAUGUCACCCUUAGGAACCAUGGUGGUGCAAGUGGCAGCCACAGAUGCAGAUGACCCAACAUAUGGGAACAGCGCCAGAGUAGUCUACAGCAUCAUCCACGGACAGCCUUACUUCUCAGUGGAGCCCAAAACUGGUGUCAUCAGGACAGCUCUACCUAACAUGGACAGGGAGACGAGGGACCAGUAUGUGCUCGUCAUCCAGGCCAAAGACAUGGUCGGCCAGAUGGGCGGUCUCUCCGGCACCACCUCCGUCACUGUCACACUCACCGAUGUCAACGACAACCCACCUCGGUUCCCUCACAAAAACUAUCAGUACACAGUCCUGGAGUCGCUGCCUGUGCAAUCAGUGGUGGCCAGAAUCAAAGCGACUGAUGUUGAUAUAGGCUCCAGCGCGGAGAUGGACUACAGGAUCAUGGAUGGCGAUGGGCCUGGCAUGUUCAACAUCACAACAGAUGAGGACACACAAGAGGGGGUCAUCAUUCUUCUGAGGCCUCUAGACUAUGAAACAAAGAGCAGCUUUUCUCUGAGAAUCGAAGCCACAAACAGGAAUAUUGACUCCAACUUCUUGAGCUUGGGCCCAUUUAGCGACACGACAUCAGUCAAGGUGACAGUGGAAGAUGUGAACGAGCCACCCGUCUUUUCCACGCCACUUAUCAAGAUGGUUGUUUCGGAGGACGCCAAAGUGGGCACCUCAAUCGGGAGAGUGUCCGCACAUGACCCAGAUAACACCAACAGCGGCAUCAGGUAUUCCAUUGACAGAAACACAGACUUGGAGCGCUUUUUUAACGUGGAUGCUCUAAGUGGGGUCAUCAGCACAGCCAAGCCUCUGGACCGGGAGGCCAACUCAGUCCAUAACCUCACCAUCUUUGGCAUCGAGAGCCAGGAUCCAGCCCAAAUUGGAAAAGGCAUCACUCUCAUCACGGUGCUGGACAUAAAUGAUAAUGCCCCAGUCUUUGCCAUAGACUAUGAGACUCUCCUCUGUGAAAAUGCCAUGCCAGGACAGGUGAUCCAGACCAUCAGCGCCGUGGACAAGGACGAACCUCUGAGCGGUCAUCGCUUCUAUUUUUCCCUGGCUGCACCUGUUGCCGGCAAUCUCAACUUCACUCUACGAGAUAACAAGGACAACACAGCGUCCAUACUGACAAAAAGGGGGGGCUUCCGGAGACGGGAACAGCCCGUGUAUCGGCUGCCUGUGUUGAUCGUGGACAGUGGAAGUCCUGCCCUUAGCAGCACAAACACACUCUCAGUGCGUGUGUGUGACUGUGACUCUGACGGUGUGGCCUUGUCGUGUGGAGCUGUGGCAUACACUUCGACUGGCCUGAGCACUGGUGCCCUCCUCGCUAUUUUAGGCUGCAUCAUCACACUUCUGGUGAUGGUACUGUUAAUUGUGACGAUGCGUCGGAGGAGGAAGGAGCCUCUGAUUCUCGAGGAGGAGAGAGACAUCAGAGAAAACAUUGUCCGUUACGACGACGAGGGCGGAGGAGAGGAAGACACGGAGGCUUUCGAUAUGGUUACCCUACGCAAUUUGAACGUCAUCAGAGAUCCCAACGUGAGGCGAGAUGUCACACCGGAUACGCCUACCUUCUUUCAUUACCCGUCAGCUACUCGCCCUUCCUAUAAAUCCCUGCCGGACAAUGUGGUGUUUCGAGAGUUUAUUUGGGAGCGACUUAAGGAUGCUGAUGUGGAUCCGUCAGCUCCACCCUAUGACUCUCUGCAGACAUAUGCUUUUGAAGGCAGUGGCUCCAUAGCAGAGUCGCUAAGCUCACUGGAAUCACUAAGUACAGACUCAGAUCAGAACUAUGACUAUCUCAGCAACUGGGGACCACGCUUCAAAAAGCUAGCUGACCUCUACGGCAACAGCGACGGCACCAGUGUCUUCUCAUAG
This is a messenger RNA of Scomber japonicus (chub mackerel), 2403 nucleotides long. Its product is annotated as cadherin-7-like. The record is from RefSeq and is a predicted model, not a curated record. The transcript has 11 exons. Lineage: Eukaryota; Metazoa; Chordata; Actinopteri; Scombriformes; Scombridae. Gene Ontology annotation, molecular function: calcium ion binding; cadherin binding. Gene Ontology annotation, biological process: cell-cell junction assembly; homophilic cell-cell adhesion; adherens junction organization. Bases 1 to 2403 code for a protein of 800 amino acids. Gene Ontology annotation, cellular component: adherens junction; plasma membrane; catenin complex.